Messenger RNA from Salmo salar (Atlantic salmon), 2786 nucleotides. It is a transcript of the gene fbxl18, whose product is annotated as F-box and leucine-rich repeat protein 18. The record is from RefSeq and is a predicted model, not a curated record. Gene Ontology annotation, biological process: SCF-dependent proteasomal ubiquitin-dependent protein catabolic process. NCBI's taxonomy places the organism in Eukaryota, Metazoa, Chordata, Actinopteri, Salmoniformes, Salmonidae. Gene Ontology annotation, molecular function: protein binding. Gene Ontology annotation, cellular component: SCF ubiquitin ligase complex.
GUUUUACUUCCUGCAGUUCCAGCUGUCACAUGAAGCUAGUUAGUUCUCUGCUGGUAGACAUGUCCUGAUUAAAACACACGCAACAAAAAAAACCAAAAAACUAUGACUUCGUCUGUAAACGGAAGAGCAUUGGAUGAAGAUAUGGAUAAUCAAAUUGUACAGGCUGUGUGUGUAGAGGAUGGGAUGGUGUCGGGGUCGAUCGGGAUGUCAGACUUCUCCGAUGAGAUCUUGUUAAGUAUCCUGCGCCACGUCUCGACCUCUGACCUCGUGAACAACGUUUCCUGGACCUGCCGCAAGCUACACACACUCUGCUACGACAAGACCCUGCUGACCACGGUCACACUGUCUGAGGAAUACACGGCAAAUGACGGUGCUAUUCGCCAGGUGCUGAAGCAUCUAUCCAAUCACGUGCAGUCCCUCAGUCUUAGCGGCUGCUAUUGGCUGUCGGGUUCUACCAUCGACCGUCUGAUUCGCUGUCGCUCCCUGACGCGUCUGGACCUAUCGGGAUGUCGCGUCACCUCCCUGCGUCUGUCCCGCCUCCUCUCCUCCCUGUCUCGCCUCCGAUCUCUGGCUUUCGACGUGUCGCCCGGCUUCGAUUCCGCCCACCUGAGCGGCGAGGCCCGUGAUUCGCUGUCUCGCCUGUCGGAGCUGAGCCAGACGGUCCUGACGCCCAGUUACGGCGUCGUCCCUUGCUGCUCCCGCCUCCUCAGUCUACAGCUGCAGCUGGACAUACCUGACGUCACCAGGGAGGGUACCAGUGUGUGUUGCCAGCUGAUGAUUGGUCAGAGCAGUGUUCCUCACUACCAACAGCUGGAGGAGUUUACAGCCCGCCUGGCUCCUGGAGAGGUGAACCAGACUCUCCUCCUCCUCUACCUCGCUGUGUUCAGUGUUCACGUUCCGGAACGUCUCCGCUGCUUCCUGGUUUCAGUUCCUGGUCCGAACCCCGCCCACUGGCCUGCUGCAUCCUCAUUGGCCCGUAGCCUCGUUCAGCACGGCGACCUGGAAGCCCUGCAGUUGCCUCGCUCCUGGUUGGACGCCGCGUCGCUACGACAGGUUCUUCUCAGCAACGCUCCCAAACACCUGAACUUCUCCCGUUGCCCCGCGUUACGACAAACUGUCAUCCAAUCGUUGACCGGCGCCGGAGCGAGAGACCCGACGCGAUUGGUCAGCCUGAAUCUCAGCGGCAUAGGCCACGCCUCCAAUUACCCAGAGCGCGGUAGAGCGCGGGGAGAGGAGGAGCUUGUUGCCGAGGCGAUGAGCCGGCUGGUCAUUGGCUGUCCCGACCUGUCACACCUCAACCUGUCACACACGCACUAUCACCACGACGACACGCACACGCCCGGGCUGGAAGACAACGCGCACCUGUGUACGAGUUUGGCGAAACUCGCACACCUCCGUUCGCUGGCGUUGCCCGUUUGCGCUCUGUCGGACAGUUCGCACACGCCGUCUCCUCCUCCUUCCUCCUCUUCCUCCUCCUCUUCUUCCUCUUCCUCUCUGCUGGGUCUGAGGAAGCCGUCGCGAGUCGGGCUCCAGACCUACAGGCCGGGCUGUGACGACUCUCUCCCCAGGGAGGGCACCUCCGGGCUGGGUACCCUGCUGUCCGGCUGCCCCCGUCUGGAAGUCCUGGAGUUAACGGGACCCGGUUUCGUCUCCGCUUUGCCGCGUCUCGAGCCGUGCGCCGGGCCGCGUGCGGAUCAGAGCGCGUGCGCGUACGCUCGCCGCGUCGGGGACGAGCACAUCGCCGCUCUGCGGGGUUUCCGGGGGCUGCGGACGCUGACGUUGGCCGGGUUGCCCGGGAUACUGAAGGGAUCUGGGUUGGUGCAGGUGGCUGAGCGCUGCAGGGACCUGCGGGCGUUAUCUCUGGCCAACCUGGGGUCCUUAAAGACAUGGAACUACAGCGCCGCCCUGCUGGACACACUGAGGAACUGCACCCAGCUCACACAGCUACGGUUGGAGCAGCCCUACCUGGUGUGCAACGGUGCAUUCUGGGAGGCGUUGUCAUGCUGCUCUCGUCUCCGCCGCCUCUGUCUCGUCUCACGGAACGGAACCUUCCACCCCGCCGCCGUGGUUACCUUCAUGGAGUGUUGCCGCGACGUCACGGUGUGUCACAUGUUCUUGGGCGGAACUCUGGCGGCGUGUCGCACGCUACAGAAAACGCUGCUAGACCGUUUCUCUGGGGAGCGUCCGGCCCUCAGUGUGGUCAUCCACCCUCUGCUCCAUGAAGACCUCCCAUUGGUCAUCAGAGACAUGCCCCUCCCACUGCUCGAUCAACUGACCCUCUUCCAGAGCCGCGUUGCCCAGGCCCCGCCCUCGUCUCAAUUGGGACACCAGAGAGAGAAGAGUCAACUAGCCAAUCAGAGCCCCUCAUCGCCGUGGUGAUGCCAGAGAGUGAAGAGGCGUCUAGCCAAUCGCAGCCUCUCAGACUAGAGGUCUUCACGGAUCCAAAAUGGACCUGGUGCUUUUCCACCCGGACCCGAAGUGUAUAAAUGAUUCCUGUUUAAUAUAGAGACCUGAUCCGAACGGAUAACAACAACUCAAACAAUCAAUCAAUCAAUCAGAUGUGUUAAUAAAGACCUUCUUACAUCAGCUGAUAUCUCAAAGUGCUGUACAGAAACCCAGCCUAAAACCCCCAAAACAGCAAGCAAUGCAGGCGUAGAAGCACGGUGGCUAGGAAAAACUCCCCUAGAAAGGCAGGAACCUAGGAAGAAACCUAGAGAGGAACCAGGCUAUGAGGGGGUGGCUAGGAAAAACUCCCCUAGAAAGGCUGGAAGCUAGGAAGAAACCUA